Aethina tumida (small hive beetle) is the source of this 2359-nucleotide messenger RNA. It is a transcript of the gene Sras, whose product is annotated as CAAX prenyl protease 2. The record is from RefSeq and is a predicted model, not a curated record. Gene Ontology annotation, cellular component: endoplasmic reticulum membrane. The coding region runs from base 74 to 1045 and encodes 323 amino acids. The transcript has 7 exons. Gene Ontology annotation, molecular function: metalloendopeptidase activity. Lineage: Eukaryota; Metazoa; Arthropoda; Insecta; Coleoptera; Nitidulidae. Gene Ontology annotation, biological process: CAAX-box protein processing.
GGAGAAACAGGCACUUGCACAGGCGGCCAUUUUUUCGACGGUACAGUUCUGUGAGGUCCGUUGCGCUUGCGCGAUGUCAAACUGUGAGGCCAAUGGGUGCGCCUGGUCGAUUCCACGUGACCCCAAAAAUGUCAGAAUGGAGCAACAUUUCAAUGUAAUAUUUAAUUGUUUUGUUUCUUUUGGAUUGUGUUUUUUUCUAUCGCUAUUGUACAUAGGAAGUCUUCACAUAUGGAACAGUCAAUUUCAUAGGGACCAUCCAUCCACAAUCAAGAAACGAUUCAUCAGCGUAUUUUUUAUGUUAUUUAUAGGCCCUUAUAUAGCUUAUUUGGGUCUUCAUAAGGAAUAUCUUGAAAAGCAUUCUUUGUAUGAAAUUUUAGGACUUAAAACUAAAGGACUAUGUCAAGCAACAGUGAUGCCUCUAUUUUUGACCAUGAUAUUCUUCCUGGGUCCUAUAGUGGUGGAGUUACAUAGUGGACUUUCCAAAUUAUACACAGAGCAGUCUUAUUGGAUAUCCAAUCUUACAAACCUAAUAUGGUUACGGAAUCAUAUUGUGGCACCACUCUCUGAGGAAUUCACAUACAGGAGUUGCAUGCUGCCACUGUUGUUACAGAGUUUUUCACCCACAACAUCAGUCAUACUCAGUCCCUUGUUAUUUGGAGUAGCACACUUUCAUCACCUUCAUGAAAGAGUGAAAUAUGGACUGGAUUUGAAGACGGCUCUAAUGAUAUCUUGUUUCCAAUUUGUGUAUACAACACUUUUUGGUAUAUACUCGGCCUAUCUCCUAUUGCGAACCGGCCAUUUCGCAUCCGUGUUUAUCGUUCAUGCGUUUUGCAAUCAUAUGGGCUUCCCGGACGUGACGGAAGUUAUGACGUAUAAGAUGAAGAAAAGAAUUAUUAUUAUAGCAGUAUAUAUCCUUGGUGUUACACUUUGGGUCUUCUUGCUUAAGCCUCUGACUGAGCCAAAGUGGUAUUUUAAUGACAAUCCGUGGUAUAUUUUAACAGAGAGUCAUACACACAGUUUUAAGGUUCCUUCCAUUCGAAGAUGAUUCGUCCAUAAGCCGCAACAAUUAUUGUCUAAUAAUAGUAAUAUUUAAAUAAUAAGUUUUUCACGUCACAAAUUGAAAAUGUAUCUUUACAGUAGACCAAUAAUCACACUAACACAAGUUUUUAAAAUACGUAGCAAAUCAAUUGAUCAUUUAAAAUUCACAUGCAAAUUUUUUGUUGAUGCAACCAAAAAUAAAAUAUUCUUUUCUCUUGAAGGAUAGAGGCCAAACAAAUUGAUGACGAGUGUUUGGCUCUGUUAUUAAUUCAUGAAUACUGAUUAUACAGCUAUUGAAGAAAGAUAAUGCCAAAUAUACAUAUAGAUAUUGUUUAAAUGUAUAUAGCAAAAUAGCUCCAAAUAUUCAAUUUAUUUUAUUCUAAAUAUAUAUUUAAGACUGAGAUUUAUAUGAAAAUAAUUUCGUAUCAUAAUUAUUUUUAAUUUGCACAGUUCCACCCCUCACAGCCUCUUGUAUGUUGAGCUUCAAUGACUGGCAAGUAGACCACAUGACAAUCGUCCACGGAAUAACUAUAAUUAACAUAUUUAUUCAAUAAAUGAUUACGGUGUUGCUAUAAGAGUUUAUUUAAAGCUUCUAUCUGCCAUUUUAUGUUCUAAUAUUAAAAAUAUGAGGUCAAAAACUGAAACUAAUCCAGGACAUAAAAUAAAAUGCCUUAAAUUACGUCUUUAGAAUGUGUUGAAAAUUCUUAAUGAACGUGAUUCCGCAAAUUAAUGGUUGCGAAUAUGUCGUGCAUUAUUUUUUUCUGAAUCAUUGGUGUAUUUUUUUUUGUUUUCAUUCACUAAGAUUUUUUUAAAUCUUUGUCAAUAAAAACAAAAGAUAUCCACUGUUUUAACAAAGUAAAUUACAUAUUACGUCCUCUUAAAGUUUGAGACACUUUAACACUGGAUAUUUUAAACCCUUGAAUGUUGUUAAUAUCUAAAUAGAAAUAAACUUUAUUUUUAAGUGUUCUUUUUAUUUCAAUCGACGAGAAGAGACUUUUUCUAUAUGUAGUAAAAGUGCUUGUGCUUAUUAGAACCACGAAAAUCACUUUUGUUAUACAAAAAUUUUUGUUAAUCAUAUUAAUUAUAAUUUAAGUAAUAGUUACUGUAAAGAUACAUUAUAUGUCCGUGUGGAAGGUCCUUUUAAUAUGUUAAUUUUACAACCAACGUAUUUUUAAAUGAAUUGUUGAUGAGAUUGAAGUAUAUAAUUAAUUUAUGAAAACAUUGUUUAGUGUAAUUAAAGAUAAGUAAUGUCGCAAAUACAAUAACAUAAAGUCAAUUAAUAGUUUUUGUAUAUCUUAGAUUUCAAUAAACUGUUAAAUAU